CACGGUGGCAGUUCAUCUUAUGUGUUGAGAUUUCAUAAUUUAGAAUGACGAAGCUAUUUGGAUAAUUUAUUACCGAUACGAUAUUGAGAAUGCCUAUAAUAUUUGCAUUGUGAUUGAAGUAAACCUUUUGGGUUAAUACAUAAAUUCCUGAAUAUAAAUAUUUUACAACGAAUUGCUUAAUUACCCUCAUAUGUAAUUAUAACUAUAAUAUAGCCAAUCCAUGCUACCUAAUCAACCUUCAUUGUAUUUCAAUGUCCUAUUGACAGAUGGCGUUAAACGAAGUUGUAGGUUGCGCGAUACAUUUUCUUUAGGACGCGAAGACAGCCGCGGUUUUAUUGAUCCGUCUGCAGACCACUUCCCAAUUCGCGCUAACUUCGUCCCUUCGCAUCAUUAAUACAAAAUUACACGAAUUAUUUAUUCGGAGAACUCUUUAGUUUGUUUUAAUUUGUGAUCCGGUCAGCCUAACGUAACAAAAUCAUGUAGAAAAGCGAUUCCAAUCAAAAUUUCUUUUUAUAAUGCUGAUUUGACAAAAGUAUAUAUGUGUUUAUAUUUUUACUGCAGUGUUCUUUAUUUUUUUUAAGUGUAGCAAUGGAAGUCAAUAUAACAUCUGAAUUGAGAGUCGACAGGUAGAAACUGUGAAAAAUGCCGAAACGAAUACCGUUCCACGUCGUUUACGCAACUAGCGAAGACAACUCGUACCCAGCAUGCGAGCUGAACGCGCAGGGUCCGGCGGCGCGCGGCUGGCGCAGCGAGGGUCCGCCUCCGCACGAGCUGCUCCUGCGCCUCGCCUGCGUCACCAGCGUGCACAAGCUGCAGCUACUGGCACAUCAUCAGCUCAUACCCGCUUGCGUGGAAGUGCUGGUAUCUGGAGGCCUGGUAUCCGAAGGGGCAGCAACACCAUGCGGAGCCACGUACACCAGUGUUGGAAGGGUCACCCUCGCGAAACCGGCACCGCAAGCAAGAACCAGGGAGCUCAGAUCAGCGGCGCUUCCCGAACCAACAGUGGCUCGUUUCGUCAAGUUAAGACUCUCAGGACCGCAUCCUCCUGCGAAAGAAAAUGACCAGGUAGCGUUAAUGGCAGUCAACGUGCUUGGAGAGGAAGUGGAAGAUGCAGACAGACCCACUCCUACAGUCAAAUCAGAGCCUUCGUACUCCCCCUACGAUGACCUGGCCUUCGUCAUGUACGUGGAUAAUGAAAUAGCUGACCUGGUGAGGAGUUUGGAUGAGAAGAAAAGGACUGCUGUGGCUGAGGAGCGCUUCGAAUAUGCUCGACGGUUGAAAUCGGCUGGUUCAGCGCUUGCCGCCGCCGGGAUCAGAAUAGGAAGGUGGCGUCUUCGCAAACGCACUGCAGCUGCGAGGGAUGACUUCGAGCUGGCGAGACGGAUGAGGGACAGGAUCGCUGACGCCCUCGCUGGAGUCAAAGAGGAUCCGCAGCUGUGCCGGCUGUUUGAGGAUGACGGGCAUGACUCGCGCAACGAUUCCUCAAUGCCGCAAGAGUACGAUUUCUCCCACCAUCUGUCACCAUCCGUCGUAGCUGGGUCCUUGAGCUUGGACAUACCAUCACCAGUACCUCCGCUGGAGCCGGCCCAUGGACACGAAUAUGUUAACGGCGAUGAUGGCGACGAUGAAGAAGAGAUUAAUCAUGUGGAGAAGUCGCCAGCUCACAUACUUCAAGACGACAUACCACCGCAGUACAUAAACCAGCCGAUACAACCCGUCCAAGCGCAAGAGGAGAAACUAGACGAGCAGAAGAAAAUAGAAGAAGAAGAGUUAAGAAAAGAGACUGACAGUCCGCGUAGAAGUAUCACUCCUAAUGCUGCUAAUGGUUCACUAAUCAGAAGAAGGAAUAAAAGCGCGGGCCCACGCUCUACAUUCGAAGCUUAUGAGGAGCGGCUUCUACCAGCUUUGAGACACUCUCACACCAACGAGUACCUCCGAGAGGCGCGGGAGGAGGAGUGCAGCGGAGGGAGCGCCACCUCACACGCACGACCUCCGCACAAACUCAAUGAGAGGGAGAGAAAACAAGCUGCUCUGCCGAUAUUGAUAUUUGGAUAUCCACUGGUAGAAAAAUUCUUCUCCAAAAACUACCUGGACAAAGAAGAAGGGUUGGCACGACUGCGGGCGGAACUGACCUCCCCCUCCAACGGGAGUACGAAGACCUCCCCGAACAAGACGGCCAGAGCCGCGGCGCUGCUACUCCAAAGGGCGCUGAGGGACAAGGUCUUCUCGGUCUACUCACAGGCUAACGAGGUCGUUCGAGUGCUGUUUCAAGAAUUCGUGCCGGAUAGAGUAUGUGCAGCGGAGAUUGGUAGGUGUUUGGAAAAGAUCCUCCCAGAGCUGCUGCGUGCGUGCGGUGACCCCGCUCCGAGGGUGCACUCCACAGCCCAACAUACCGUCCUUACUCUGGCUGACUGUCCACAAGUUCGGGCUCUCCACAUAAUUCCGCAGCAAUUGGUGCGACCAGUGACUGCAUCCAUGCACCCACGUCUCGCGCUGUCGCGGCUGCAGAUGCUGGAGCAGUUGAUACUCACACACGGCAUCUCCACUGAUAAGAACAGCGGUCUGACGGUGCGUCGCAUCGCGGAGUGCGGCGCGGCGGGCGCGCAGCACGCGGGCGGCGCGGUGCGCGCGGCGGCGGAGCGGCUGCUGCUCGUGGCGUACGCGCGCUCGCCCCGGCUCGUGCGCGCGCAGCUCCCGCCCGACGACGCCGUCACGCGCAGGAACCUCAUCUACCGACAUCUCUUCCAGCAGUUCGAUAGGAUUGAUAUGCAGAAAAUGCUCAACCAAGUACCAACAGAACAACAAAUUCUAAAUCCUGAUCAACCGACCGAUAAUCAAGACACUGCAAGCGUAACACCGUCCAUUCGUAGCGGAACAACUAGUGGCAUGACGACUUCAUUAGGGAUGACAUCAUCCAUUGGAGCCACGUCAUCGUACAGCCUUAAAUCCAUGGCUACCAAUACCAGUGGAGUGACUUUAGCGCCUUCUAGUCUGAGUGGAAGUUAUACGACUAAAUCAAAGAGCAGUUUGAAGAAGUCUCCAACGAAGAGAUACACUCCAAGCAGGACCGCUAAAGACUUCUCAAAUUAUCCGGGUUAUAAUAAGCUGAGGCUGGAUAGUGCUGUCAGUCCGAAACAUUCUCCUAAGUCUACUGCUUCUGGGGUCGAGAAGGUCCACUUCCAAGAAAACCAAAACGACCAGGAAGUGAUCUUUAGAAGAACCAACCGCAACUCCGAGAACCGUCACUCUAUGAUCCACUACGACCACGAAAUCUCGAAGCCACAGCUCAAAGAGCGACCCGUUACCGUCUACGAGCCCCUGCAUUUGGACUAUCGGGAAUCUCCCACUCUAGGCUCCCCUAAAACCUCCAAGAACGACAUAAGAAGCAUGGACUCCUUACCUAUGGAUUCUCCCCAAAUGUCCAGAAAUGAUAUGAGGAGAGACUCGGAUUGCAGGAGCCUUGAUUCUCCGAAAGUAAAGGCCGAAUAUUUUAGAGAGGGGGUGUUGGAGUCUCCGAAGUUGGUGGCUGGAUUGAGGAAUCUGCAUUUGGAUGAGAGCAGUCAGAUGGACGAGAGCGGGUAUUAUAGUCCAGGUAGAAGACAGCAGGUGGCGAACAGUGAACCUCCAUAUGAAGGGUACGAUGGCGCUGAUUGUGGUGAUCAUAUGCCAGAAAGCAUCAGUUUGCACACAACAUGCACGUGGUGCGGCCGGCGCGUGCGCGCGGAGGGUCUGGAGGCGCACUACUGGCGCCGCUGCGUCGUGCUGGCGCGCUGUCCGCACUGCAGGGUCGCGCUGGAGGCCAGGACCCUACACGUGCACCUGCUUGAAGAAUGCUCAAUGAGCGAGGGAUGCUGGAAGGCGUGUCAGAAGUGCGGAGCGGCGCUCAGGGCCGACGAGAGCGACUACCACAUUAAUUGUAUUCCACUCGGUCUUGACGAAUGGAAAUGUCCUUACUGCUUCACGAACGUCCUGGCUCGAGACUUGCCGUGGCAGCGCCACCUCAUGCAGUGCCCCAGGAACCCCAGGCUCACGCAGUCCUCCUAGACUUUUUAUUUAGCAACAAAAGUUAUUUGUGAGGUAUUGAUAUAAAUGUUUUAAUUAUAACCGAAUUUUAAUAAGAAAGGUGAGUUCUAAUUGCAAAGAUAAAGACUAAUACAUUAUAUGUUUUCAAAACUUUGACCAUCAAAUAUUCGAAAUUAUAUAUUUACAAUUCUAACGGCUUUUUUUUUCUAUAUAAGUUGGGUAUAAGUGCCUACUUGAAUAUGAGCCUAACAAACCCAAUGACUCAAGAAGUGAUGCCUUUCAUUAGAAAAAUAUUAAACACCAUUUUUUACCCCUAAAUUAUUUGUUACUACGAAGAGAAAAUUCAACAAAAGAAGUAUUUUACAAAUAACAAAAUUAAUAAAUUAAACAAAAUAUAUUCAAUGUCAGAUAAUCGAAAUAAAUUAAAGGCUAUUUAUAUUUGUUACAAUUAAGAACUAACCAUAGUAUGAUGUAAAUACUAUGUUGAAUAUUUCCUCACAAAUAACUUUUACGUAAUGGCUGGCCAUCUUGGUCUAAUUUAUUAUAAUAAAAAUUGUUAUUGAAAGAAUAAUUAAUGGUAAACUACGCAAUCAUCAUGCUCAUCAUAAUAACUUUUUGCAAAAUUAUACACUUACUAACACACAAAAUACAAAGGAUUUUUGUUAGUUUACCAAUUUUUAUAGGAUUUGUGCAGAUAAAAAAUCUUUAGUAUAAUUCUAUAUUCUUUUUAAAGUGUAUUAUUUAAUAUCUGUUUUAUUUAAAGUGUUAUUCGUUUAACGAUAAACCAUGAUCUCAUUAGUUAAGUAGUUAAAAUGAUUUUCUCGUUGCGCAAUACCGUCAUUUUACUAAAAAUAAUAAAAAAAUCGAUGCCGUCAUGAAUCAAACAAAAUAUAAUAUGCUUACUUGUGCACUAUUUUAUGUACUUUUCAAUAAACUUCUAUUAUUUAAAUUAUAAUAUGUUACGGAGACUUUAAAUCUAAAAAUCGUUUUCAGAAUUGAUUUUGAAUACCUUGAUUAAGUAUUUUCUUCUGAGUACCUCUGGCUUGAUGACUUACACCUUUGAACUACUUUUAACACAGAUUUAAUGACAUAUAAUUAAACUUUACGUACGCCUUUGCUGAAUUGAUUUUUAUGUUUUAAGUUAUCAUCCGUAACAUAUUUUAACUAUCGAAUAAUCGAUGACAAACUGUAAAUUUAAUAAAACCUAUUUGCAAGCAACAGCUCAGCUUCUUAGUCCAUGACUACCGUCCAUUGGUUAUGAAAUCCGUCUUGUAAAUGCUCAUUGCUCAUUCUAAAUGGAACCUUUUUGGUGUCAAAAUCGAUUUUUAUACUGUUCUGCGGAUUUUUAUUUGACAUCAAUAUUUACUCGCUAGUUGCGUAGAUUUUUUACUUGAGGCUACUUUUACGGUUGAACUUGCGAGCUGUAUAAAUUAGUUAUAGUAAUUAAACAUAUUAUUACUAUUUUUACUUUUCAUUAGCGCUUUCUUAAGCUUAUAUAAUUACUACAGAUUGUGGAAAUAAUUGAUAAACUUAUAGAGUUACUUUUAAACAUUAAUUUUGAAUAGAUUUUUCAACUCGCUACCUACUAUUACAAAUAUAUGAUAUGAUGUAAAAAUGUUCUUUUUAUAAUUUAAUUUAGAGCAUUUAAGCAAUGAAUAGGUUGUUUUAUGUAGAUAAAAUUCGUUAGUCAAAUGGAUUUUAUACGAACUUAUUUAUUGUGUUUAUUUAUUAGUAGUAGAUAAAUAGAUAUAGUUUUAAUUAGGUUUUCAUCUCUGUAGUUGUCAUAAUCAUAUAAAUGCCUUGUUGGCAGCGAUUUUACAUUGUACGAGUAAACAUGUACAGUUUGGGUUUGACCCGGUUUUGAAUUUAUAUGUGAAUAUCUAUCCAAAUUUGAAUUGCGUAAAAAUAUUCAUACCGUCAGGAGUAAUUACAUCUCUAAUUACUUAGAGAUAUCUUUAAAUAUAUAAAUACGUAAAAAUCCAUUGUACCCCCUUUUAAACACAUGAACGCGCUCGGAGUAGUGUGAAUUCGACGUUAAAAUUUCGACCCAUGGGUGACUCUUAGUGUAUACUUAAGAUCAAAUUUGGUUUAAAUUUGGUUAUGACAACAACAUCGAAGAAUAAGUACCCCUAAAUACAUAAGAUAUUAGAUUUUCUUUCUCCAUACUAUCUCUACACUGUUCCUAUUUGCACCGUUCCUAUAAUAUAUUACAAUAUUCGUAAGCGCAUUUUUAGAUCAUCAACAUUUUGUCUAAAGUAGUGAAAUUGAUGUUUCGACCAUUAUGGUAUAAAAGAAGUAUUUAUGACAUUCUUUACAUGUCUCUGAGGAAUUUUGCCUGAUUAUUUUUAAUUGAGGUUAUAAAAUUAAAUUGUUCUAUAUUCUUUAUAACGGUUUGCCAAUUAAUCAUUAAAAAGACUAAACAAAACUUAAUUUCAUAUCUACAACAAAAAUUAAAUAAUGAACGUCUUACAAAUAAGUUGUGUACUAAAAAUAUUUAUUUUCAAAGUCCAUCUCUCUCUUAUAUUUUAACCUAAUAAUUAGUCAUUAUGUAAGGUAAGUAAGUCAGUAUAUAAGAUUAGUUAUAUAAUAUACCACAUCACCCCCUGUGAUAUUGGGUUGAGAUGUCGUUUCGGUUAAGGAGUGAUCGUGAGAGUUAUAAGCAGUCGGAAUUAGAUGUAAUUUAAAUAUAUAAGAUGUUUUUACAUGGUUAUAUAUCUACUUAUGGCUAUUAGGGUUACUUGUACGAUGAUACGACGAUGAUGCUUUGUUAGACAUUUUAGGCAAAACCUAUAACCUAUAUUCUUUGACUAAUCACCGAUUUCAAUAUCUCAAUUUUUAUCGUCGCAUUAAACCUGAGAAUAAAAUAGGCAAACUAUUGUAACCACUAUGUCAAACAGACUCUACUCUGAUUGGUCAAUUAUUUCGAUCGAUCUAAAGAUAGCGAUUGCGUUAUUGAAGUCGGCCGUAAAUAUAACUAUUGAUUUUCUCGCUUGUUAGUUACUUAUAUUAAUAUAAGUACAUAUAAAAUCAUGUAAAAUUAGGCUAGUGUUAAAACUUCAGUAUCCUUUGACAUUUUUCCAUAGUCUUUGUUUGAAGGUUUUUGUUUGCAAUUAGUAACUGUGAAGUUACGAAAAUAAAUUGUACAUGCACACCCAGAAUAGUACUUUAACGAGUGAAUAUUAAGAAAAAUAAAUGGCAAGGUCCAGAAAUGUGCAGUUUAAAAACAUUAAGAAUAUUUAUCAAAUUAUCAUACCCUGUCUAUAAAUUUCACAAAUAAUAAUGAUAGAUUAAAAUUAUAGUAAAUGACCUAAUUAUGAAUACAGGGAGCUUGAACAAAUAUUUAUUUACUUAUUCUAAAAAUAUACAAUCCAUUUGACUGAUGCAUUUUUGAUACAUCUAUAUGACAAUUACUUAUAUGUAUGUACCUAUGUUUGUACUUUGUAUGCAUUCCUAUUGAGGUAAUUGGAAUUUUCAUAAUGAUAAUGAAUAUUAUUUAUAGGCGUAAAGGAUUUCUGUAAUUAUUUUAAAAAUAUGUUCGACUUUGUAAAUUCCGCCAUACUUAUUUUUUGAAAAUCGAAUUUCGAUGCUGGCGAGAAUGUCUGUAUUAAAUAUUUUUCAUUUUUAUUUUUAAAGUGAACAAUCAUUGUCAACCAGUAUGUUACUGUAAUUUAAAAGUUUUUUUUGUUAUAUUAUUCCUUAUUUUUGUAGAAAUAUAUGCGAUUAUGAAGAAACUUAGAUGUUUUGUAGAUACUCAAGUUAUUUAUAAUGUCCCCAAAGUAGUCGUUACGACUAGUUAUAGGUAUGUUUUAUUACGAAUUUAAAGAUGCACAUAAUAUUAUUUAUUUUAAAAUAAACUAAUUACCCAUAAUUUGUUUAAUAGAAUUUGUAUCACUUAUUGUUAAUGUAUGCAUGAUCGUAUUAAUGAUGCGAAUGACGAAAAUAUAUUUUAUUUUAUGCACGCAAAAUCAAUUUGCUUUUCCUAAAAUAAACGGUAAUCGUCCAUUAGAUCUGUACAUUAUUUAAUAUUAUCAUUAUAAGACAUUAUUUUCGCAUUCGUAAAAUCAAAGCCUGUCUUCGCUUUCGCAACUGUAAAAUUAUAAUAUUGUAUUCGCAUUUAUCACUCAUUGCAUCCGAGCCACUUAUUAUCGGAAGAAAUUUCAUCGUUUCGCACAAAUUAUUACGACAAGAGUGAAUAUGCCAACAUUUGGAAAACGUAUUUGAAAUUAAGUAUUAUUGUAACUAAUUGGACUGAUUGUAAAAAAAUAUAUUUAACCUUUUUCAUUUGUCUUCGUCAAUAUUUUCAAAAUUUAUACAUUAUUAAAUAACAGCAAUAUUUCACUUGUAAGUAUAUAAUUUUAAUCUCAUAUUUAAGUGAUUUUAGAAAAUCACUUUCCAGUUUCAAUAUUUUUUUUAUUUUGCAGUGGGUUGAUACUUGAUUCAUUAAAUUUAGAAUUGAUUAUAUUUCAAUAAUCUAAGUAUGGAGAUAUAAUGGAAAAGGUUCGUAAAAUAGAAAGCAGGCGCGGUUAGUUCGUACGUUAUAGAAUAUCAACAAAUGAUUUAGGUAUUAUAGCCUUACAAGGAAAAAUAAAUAUAUUCGUCAUGUUUUGGUAAAACGUGGAACUUCUUGCACUGGUAAUAUUAACUUUAAAAGGAAAAAACAAAGACGGCGUCCCCAAAGCAAGGUUAUCCUGGUUAAGCUAUAAAUAUGUUCUGUAUUAUAAAGGGAUGGUAAAGGUAAAUCAGUAGCCUGUGAAAGUUGUAGGUAUAAUUACAAAUAGACUAUAAAUACUGUACUGUAGUCGAGAGUGGAACGGACUGCCGAAACAAAUGUCCGCAGGUUCAAAACCCAAAUGCAAACACCUCUCAAUUUUCCAAAAUGAUGUGUGUAUUCUUUGUAAAUUAUCGCUUGCUUUAACGGUGAAGGAAAACAUCGUGAGGAAACCUGCAUACCUGAGAAAUUCUUUAUAGAAAUUUGACGGUUUGCUGAGUCUACCAAUCCGCAUUAGGCUAGCGUGGUGGACUAUGGCCUAAUCCCUCUCAGUAGUAGAGGAGGUCCGUGCCCAGUAGUGGGACAGUAUAUAAUACAGGGCUAAUACGAUAUUAUAUGUAUAAAUACUGUCAUCGAUGAAAAUGAAGUUAAAAGCCGUGCUGAACCGCGUCUGAUAAGUUAAGUCGGGAUGACGAGUCAGGGUUAAGGUUACCCUCAUUUGUAGUAUGUUGUUUGAAACGCAAUGUUUAUAAGGCUCUUGGAUAUCCAGGCUAAUUCAUAUUUGAGAAA
Manduca sexta (tobacco hornworm) is the source of this 9301-nucleotide messenger RNA. Its product is annotated as centrosomal protein of 104 kDa. Bases 643 to 4044 code for a protein of 1133 amino acids. Gene Ontology annotation, cellular component: cilium. The transcript is spliced from 20 exons. NCBI's taxonomy places the organism in Eukaryota, Metazoa, Arthropoda, Insecta, Lepidoptera, Sphingidae. The record is from RefSeq and is a predicted model, not a curated record.